This is a messenger RNA of Cicer arietinum (chickpea), 1106 nucleotides long. RefSeq names its product LIMR family protein At3g08930-like. Lineage: Eukaryota; Viridiplantae; Streptophyta; Magnoliopsida; Fabales; Fabaceae. The record is from RefSeq and is a predicted model, not a curated record.
CCUCCCACACUUUCACAGCACCAAAAACAAAAACCUCCGAUUUCCACUAAUAUCCCUUAAACUACAUUCUCAUCAUCCCCCAACCAAGGGAUAAAAAUGUAAUUUCAACCCCACCAUCCCCAAACCACCACUCCCAGACCACCACAACCAAAAAAGAGAAGAAAAAAAAGAAAAUGAUCUUCAUUCUUUCAUUCCCAAACCGCCAACCUUAAUUUCAAACUGAAACCCUAAAUCCCCAAUUCUUCAAUCGAUCAAUCAAGAUCCACGAAGAAUGGGAGAUUUCAACUUACCUCUAGUAAUCGUAGCGAUCGUGUUCCUCUUCAAUGUCUACCUUCUUGUGAACUACCAACAUCCCGAUGACGUUAAGCAAACUUACUUCCCCAAAUUCGUCGUCGUUUUGGGUCUCUCCGUUAUUCUCAUGCUUCCGGCGGACGUGGCUAAUCGUCGUGCUUGUCGACACGCGUUUUAUGAUGGCGUGUGUAAACUCACGCUCCCUUUCAAAGAUCUUUGGCUCGCUAUUUAUAUCGUUGAUGCUAUUCUUGUCUUUUAUGUUAUUCCGUACCAUUACAAAUUUGUUGUUUAUAUGGCAUGGAUUGCUCACAUCGUUAUCUAUCUAUUAAUUGAUCCUCCUCUUUCUCUUUUUCUGAAUGAAGUUUUCAUCAAGCUUGACGAUAUAUGGGGUCAUAUGGGUAAUGCUGCAUUUGCAUUUUUCUGCUUCUACCUUCUCCUUGCAAGAGUAAGUGAAAAUGACAACAUGAAACAGAUCAACGAAAUUGAGCCCUUAAAAUGUAAGAAAUAUAUAUGGAGUUCGAUGAAAGAAAGAGUCUGAUGGAACAAAAUGCAAAGUUAGUUUAAAUAUGCAUCAAAAGAUUAUUAAUAGUUGCUCCACCAUCAACCCUGAGCAAAAACUCAUGUUUCUUGGAUUCAUCAAUACUAGAAUCUUUAUGCAUUGAGUCUAUGACAUCUUUAACUUGAAAACAUAUGCUUUCAAGAAUGGCUCGAGCAAUGUGAGCCUUACUUGUAUACCUUGUAAUUCCCAUACAAACUCCUCGAGCACGCCACCAUUGAGCAAACAAUCCAUUAAAAGCAGGAACACCUUUGUUAAA